This is a messenger RNA of Danio rerio (zebrafish), 1686 nucleotides long. NCBI's taxonomy places the organism in Eukaryota, Metazoa, Chordata, Actinopteri, Cypriniformes, Danionidae. The record is from RefSeq and is a predicted model, not a curated record.
UAAUGAGGCUCUAUGUUCAAAAUGCGGAAAUGCAGAAGACAACGCAGUACCGUCAUGCUUUCACUUGUUUUGUUCGCUAAAAUAAUAGUUUUUCCAAUGUCGUCCGUCGCGUCUUACGAUAUGUUGCUUUAAGCUUUUAUAUUGUGGCAGAGAAUUAUGCGGUCCGCCAGAAUCGCGAUUUUGUUGACUGACUAACGUUAGCUUUAAUAUGUACAGUGGACUUCUGCCGUCGGGUCUCACCGAGGCUGAUCUGAGCUCUGAUGAUGCUGAUGAAGGAGAAACAGCAGAAAAGACAGACGAACACCAGACGCAUCAGUCAGGCACCGAGCCUCAUUCAGCUUCUGCACAGGUUGAAUGUAAUAACCGGAAAUCUGACGUUCAUGAUGAUGCAUUAGAGGAAGAUUGUCUUCCUGGAGUCUCCUUGGAUAUGUGGAAAAAGUUCAAAGAUCUCCAAAGAGCAAAACAUGACCAGAGUUUGAGGCCACCACAAAUCAAACGGCAAAGGAAAAGGCGCCAUAAGAAAGGUGGGACAGAGAAUUGCAGCUCUGAACAGAAAAGGGAGCCUGAAGAGAAACGGAAGGAGCACUGGAAGGAGCUCACGCAGUAUUUUGGCAUCAGUGAUAGAUUCAAGCCGCCUUCAUGUAGCAAACCUCCUCUCAUGUCAGGCCUGGAAAAGAGCAUAGAGAGUGCCAUCGCUGAAGGGGACUAUGGGAAGGCGGAAGAACUGAGUGACAGCCUUGCUACUCGAGAGCUGGCCGUGAAAAUCGCACAAGCCGCCGAUUGCCGUGACUUCUCCCGCACCAAACAGGAAGCGGAGGCUUCCCGGGCAGCCCAAAAAAGGAGGAAGCAAAUCGCUUGGGGGUUUGAAGCAAAGAAACGAUGGGAAACCAAAAGCAAUAUGGGGUUCAUGUGACUUUCACAUUUCUGAAGAGUACAGAUUGAAAAUUGUCUAUAGAGAAAUUGAAAGGCUACAGCAACUCUUCAUUUUGCAAAGAUACAAGGAUCUGGUUCCCAUCAACAUGGUCAUGGGCCAGUGUCGUCAGAUUUACAGACUGUAAAUUCACACUAACUCAUUUUUGUUUUUUUGAAGGAAAAUGACUGUACCAAAUACACUAUUAAAAUGAUCAAACAUGGUAACACUGCUCUGAAGAAACAAACACGGAAGAAAUGUGAAUUAACAAUGUGCAACAAAUUCAAUCAAGAGAAUGUAAUUUAUUUGUAAUGUUAAGAGAUUUUUAAUUAGAUGCUAUGAUAAAUUGGUGGUUAAAAUAUAUUAAAUAAAAUGACAGUAAAUGAUAAUUGACAGAUUGACAAACAUUAAGCUCAGUCUCUCAUUAUGCAUUGCAGGCUCUUUCUGGUUGUAAUAAGAAUAAUAAUUGUGCACAUACACUGCUGGUAAAAACAUCGAAUCAAAACAUUUUAUGUUUAUGAAAGAAGUCAGUUAUGCUCACAAGGCUGCAUUCGUUUGAUCAAACAAUUUAUAUAUUUGAUUAAUACAAAUCCUGUAACAGCAAAUGCACAUUUUCAGCAUCAGUAUGGAUCCCCUAUAGGGAUACCUCUGUGCGCAUAUACUUUAUGUAAUGUAUAAUUGAUCAAUUUAAUGCAUCCAUCUUGAAAAGAAUUGCUGUUUGUAUUAAUCGUUUUUAUUAGUAAUGCUGAAUAAUAAAGUGAAGGUUUUCAAAUUGA